Messenger RNA from Colletotrichum lupini, 2553 nucleotides. RefSeq lists its product as uncharacterized. The record is from RefSeq and is a predicted model, not a curated record. Gene Ontology annotation, biological process: regulation of chromosome condensation. The coding region runs from base 1 to 2553 and encodes 850 amino acids. The transcript is spliced from 5 exons. Lineage: Eukaryota; Fungi; Ascomycota; Sordariomycetes; Glomerellales; Glomerellaceae.
AUGGCUACCAGGGACGGGCCGAGCGUCCCGCGCAAAAAGUCAACAACUUACGGCAAGACAUCGCGAAAACGACCUAUUCAUGCGUUUCUCGACCUGUCAAAUGCUUCGCGACGCGCCGGCAAUGCUACACAAUCAACCGAGGCCUCUUCAGCGCCUGCCGACCAGCUCUACGAUCUUUACGACCCACCAUCCGAUGACCCUUUGCGCCUUGCACUUUCUCGGCAAGUUGUGCCACCUGUUGACGCGCCCGUAAUCCAGCCGGAUGGUUCAAACAAAACGAAGAAGAGGAAGGUGGCUGUUGCGCCUAUGGCCAAAGCUGAUCGCAAGGUCGAAAUCAAACCACCUGUCAUCGCUCCGCCAGCGGGAUUACCCUCUCACACCCGCCGAGCGAAAUCGCCCUUCAACACAAGCGCAUCCAGUUCUUUUUGCGCCGUCAAACAGGACCCUCUGCCGCAAGGGCUCGAUAGACCCAAGAUACUGACGCAAGCCGAACCACGCAGGAGCGCUCCUCGUGCUCAAGCCGAGGUUGACGUUCCUCGCAGGACCGAGUCCAACUUGCAUACACGACAGGCAUUCUCACAAUCUUCUGAAGCGCGGGUAGUGGGAAAGCCAAGCUCCACCAUUACGAGACCACAAGUGACGAAGCCGAAAAUGCUAUCUAAGCCGAAGCGUAUCCGUCUCAUCGAUCAGUUGGCGGCGCAAACCGAAGACAGCUCGGACUCGGACUCCGAAAUAUCAGAUUCAUCGCAGCACUCUAGGACGGGAACGACCGAUGCUUCUCCUUUCACUCCGGUGAAGCCUAUUGACAUGACGCCGAAACCAUCGAUGCGGCCCAAGGUGCUCUCGAGCACUAGAAAGCUGAGAUCGACGUACGGAGAGCAGCGGACGCUGAAGACAGAUGAGUCAGGGGGAGACAGCCUAGGCAGCCAAAUCGGAGUUGACGGCACCCAGCAUGAUCUGAGUCCGCCCCCAACCAUGUCGAAGCUUGCGUCCUUUGCGUUUGAAGAAGAAGAGAUCGAGGAAGACGACUCUGCUAGAGGCGGUGGCAUCAUUGAUAUCCACGCGCUCAGGCAAGCCGGUGCCAAUCACCGUUUUGCAGACAGCAUGGCCGAUUUGCUUGACAGAGUCGGCACGCCCCAGCCGCCCAGAUCACAGACAGCGCGCUCGAGGCGCAACGCUCUAUUGGAGCUGGCGAGUAAGCUGCGGGACAAGACGUUUGUCCGUCAAUUUCGCGACCAGGGUGCGAAGGACGCCUUAUUUCACGCUCUCGGACAGGAAGAGGACUUCGUCAGCGGCUUCGUCCUCCUGUCUGUUGUUCUGGUUCUAUUCACAUCGUAUUCGGUGCCUCAUCUCGUACCUCAGCUACAGAGCGAAGGUAUUGCGCAACUGGCUUCGACAAUGUUCAACAUCGACGAAGACAUACACCUGGAUCUAUGGAGGGGCUCUCCGCCCACCGUGCUGUCGCCCAGGACGGUUGCUUUGAAAGCCAUAUCCGUACUCUGCAAGGACGGUGACAGUACAGCGACACGUCACAUCCUCUCUAGCUUGACAGAUCAGUUAUUUGGGUUCGCCGAGACAGGCUGGCAACAUUGUAGAGCUCAUGGGAUGGAGGGAACAGACGCCGGCCUAGCGCUUUCGCUCCUCGAAGGCUACUCGAUUGCAGCAAUGGAAUCCGACGCCGGCCCUCGAUGGACAAAGCGAUAUCUUCCCAUCUUCGCAGAUGUUCUCACAACAGCCAUGGCUCGACCUCUGCAAGAAUUCGGCGAUUUCGAGUCGACAGCAUUGAAAUUGGCACUGAACACAACGAAUAACAACCCCGUUGCUGCAAGCGCCUUUAGUAGAGGAGAUCUUUUCCGCGAGCUAACAGAGGCCAGCGUUGCGGGAUUUGAGCUCCUGGAGCAGUCUGUCCACAAAGGGGCCUUUUCCAAGGAUGUCUACGAGACACUCAUGCUGCUACUAGGCGUCAUGAUCAAUACAUCCGAGCACUCUCCGUCAGCCCGGCACUCUGUGGAUGCGUGGCAAGGGCAGGACGGCUCAACCUUGGACAGGCUGAUAGAAGUCUACCUGGACAAUCGCGAUUCGGCUGGUACAGCUGAUUCAGUCGAGAAGACCUCGGUUGCCGUAGCUCACGGUUACUUGGCGAUACUGUUAGGCUACUUGUCGUUGGGUAGCCAAGUACGCCGGCGGCUGGAGGAAAAGAGUCAUGGAAGAGGCACCAAGUACUUGCUCGAUUCCAUUCAGGAGUUUAUGGCUUUGCACCAAAAGUUGGACACGGAUGAGUGCAAGGAAGUGGCUACAAAGUCAAAACAGGUAGCAUUCUCAGCCACGCUUGCCGCCAUUACCAGCAAAGUCUUUCAAGAAGAGACGGUGGCAAUCCGGCUUGGGGAGUCUAAAGAGCACUCUUUGACAGACUGGCGCGGCGGUGAAGACCGGUGGAUAGGCAGGCAACCAGGUGUCCUAGCAGCAUGGUUUGCGAGGAACCAGACGCUUCCGUUGCCCCUUGUUGGCUGGAUCCAGCUCAUCUUACCACAAAUCAUUGCUCAAAUUUUCUAA